AUGUCUUUCCUCUUCGGCGGUCGUCCUCAGCUUUCCUCGGAGCAGAAGAUUUCUGCUGCCGAAACAGAAGUCGAGAUGGUCUCUGACAUGUUCAACCGUCUCACUCAAUCGUGCAACGCCAAAUGCAUUCCUGCCGACUACCGGGAAGCCGAACUGAACAAGGGCGAGUCCGUCUGCCUGGACCGCUGCGUCUCCAAGUUUUUCGAGGUCAACAUCAAGGUUAGCGAGAAGAUGCAAGGCGAGGCUGCCAACAGACAAGGCGGUGGCAUGGGUGGCUUUGGCAUGUAA
This is a messenger RNA of Talaromyces rugulosus, 288 nucleotides long. RefSeq lists its product as uncharacterized. The record is from RefSeq and is a predicted model, not a curated record. Bases 1 to 288 code for a protein of 95 amino acids. The transcript is spliced from 2 exons. NCBI's taxonomy places the organism in Eukaryota, Fungi, Ascomycota, Eurotiomycetes, Eurotiales, Trichocomaceae. Gene Ontology annotation, biological process: protein insertion into mitochondrial inner membrane. Gene Ontology annotation, cellular component: mitochondrial inner membrane.